This is a messenger RNA of Vitrella brassicaformis, 6913 nucleotides long. NCBI's taxonomy places the organism in Eukaryota, Vitrellaceae. The record is from the annotation of a GenBank genome assembly.
AUGGACCCAUCGCCUCUGACGGCCAUCCAAGGCGGCGGCGCCAACGCCCGUCCACCAGCCACAGCAGCCAGCAGCGCCACCACCCCCACCACAGCGCAGGUCGCCACCCCCACCACCGCACACGCCACCCCCCAGGCCAACGUGGCCAAUUCACCCGGCGGCAGCUCGGCUGCCGUCCCCGAGAGCCCCAUCAGCGUGGGCGAGAGUGAUGCCGACUUCAGGCCUGGCCCGCGCUUCAAGGAGGGGUCUGGACCGGGUGGCGGUGGCCGGGGGAGGGGCGGCCGGAAGGGGUGCCCUCCUGGCGCCUGGAAGGCCAUCCCUGCCGGCCUGGCCGUGGCCGCCGUCGGGGUUUUGAUCGCACUGCUUGUGGUCUACUUGCGGGGCACCGAGUGCUCCUGGCAUGUAAGUCAGCCCCUACACCCACACAGCAGCCAGCAACGGUUGGUUGAUCGAUGUGUUCGUCUGUGUGGUGUGGUGUGGUGUAGGAGGAGGGUGAGGCGUGUACGUUGAAUUGGGAGACGAGUUCCAGCGGCAGCAGGAAAAGGUGCCUCGCACCGCUCACAUGCGUCAGGAGCGACACAGCCACCAACGACAACGAAGGUGGGAGGGAAACAAGCGAACCACCAACAGCUACCUCCUGCCAUAGCUGACUGACUGAUGUCUCUCUCUGUGUGCGUCAUGCAUGUGAUGCAUGUGAUGACAGGCACGUGUGUGUUCCCGUAUUCCCGUGGGCUGAACCAGCCCUGCGUGCCCGCGGAUAAUUCACAGCAGGAGCUGUGUGCCAACGGCCUUUUUUGUAAUUCCUCCAACGUCUGCUCCCCCAGACACCUCAUAGGUAUACAUGCUCAUACCUGUCCACCAAAACACCACACAACACACACGUGUCGUGAGGCAUACACACUUGGUGCCCCUUCCUGUGUGUGUGUGUGUGUGUGUGUGUGUCAGGUUGCCCGUGUGACGCGAGUGAGAAGUCGCCGUGUGCGGCUGGGGGCCAGUGUCUUCGGAUGGCCCUCAACGUGACCAACUUCGCCCCCUUCACCGAAGGAUCCACCUCCCGUGCACGUUCGCUGCAGGGCAUCCCGUCCCGCAACAACAUCGGCCACGACUGCCUGGCCGACAUCCUCACCGACCCCGAGGUGGUCGACCCGCGGAUCUCUAUCGUGGAGCUGUCUCCGUCCUUCAACGCCUCCGUCAACGCCAUCGCCAACCUCAACUCGAGCGUCGAAAUCGACCGCAACGAGGGCUUCGUGUACGGCCACUUCUGCGUGCUGGAGGAGCUGCCCGUGGGCGGCAACUGCUCCACGCCAUUUAGCUUCUGCUCCGACUGCGGGAGCUGCGACAACGGCACCUGUGUGGUGGGCAGGGAUCCCGGCGGCAGGCCCUUCUCGGACGACACGACGGGCGUCAUCGCCACUCGCGUCGACCGCAAAGAGGCGUCGUUCGCGGAUGCACUCAGGACAAGACGGGGAUGCAUCGACCAGUGCUGCCCAGAAGUACGCACACACACAAACACACACAAACACACGUGGUUAUCCUUGUGUGUUGUUGGUCGAUGGACCAGGGUUACUACUGUCCGGCAGCGAGCACGUCGCUGGUGGAGCCGGAGUGCCAGCCCCGGCAGGAUGUGGACGCCCCCUGCGACGGGUCGAACCCCCAGCAGUGUGCCAUAGGCCACGUCUGCCUCAACAACACAUGCACCAAACAGUUCUCGAAGGCGCAGGGGCCUGUCGAUGGGACAAUCGGUGCGUGGGCACGUCGCACCCACCGGUGUCUCGCUGAGUGAGUGGCGUAGCUGUUUGUUUGACUUUGUGUGCAGGUAUAGGUUUUGAGAAUGCGACUUUGUGUGCGCCUUGGCUUAAGUGGGACGAGAACAGCCGGACCUGCCAGCGCGUCAACGGCACCACCUGUGACAUCGACGCCGACUGCCAGGGCCUCGGCGGAUUUGGGUACUGUGACUGUGAGACCUCCCUGUGCGUUUCGCCCGUCUUCGACGAAUGCCUGGACGUCUUUCAGUCAUAUAAGGUCGGUCUACAGACAGCACAGGGCGUGGCGUCUCAUUAUCCCACCCGCCCUCACGUGUGCUGUGCAUGCGUAGGUGUCUGAGCAGCUGUACGCCACCCGUCGCGCAACUUUGGAGGAGUGGGAGCAAAGGUGGGCCGACCUGCUGUGCUGCCUCAACGCCACAGGCCGGGCACCCGUGACCCUCAAGGGCCUCACCCUCCCGCCCCAAGGCCUGUCCGACUCUGAGCUAGAGUUCCGCCCCUUCAAGUUCAACUGCACUGGCGGCCCAGCACAAGGCGUUCCAAGCCGCUCCUCGCCUGCCGAAGGCUCCCCUGCGGCGUCAUUUGUGGACGAGUCACGAGGGACGCCCGUCGAGGAUGCCCCAUCGGGCACUGGCGACGGCGACGACUCCGCGCCCCGAGGCAUCCCUGGCGCAUCGGGUGUCGUCACCGACGAGUCAUCUGCCGGUGCUGGGGCGGGCGGAGCCAUCGACGAGCGUGACAUCGGCGAUGAGACGAGGUCGGAAAGGUUGGAGGCCCCCGACGGCCCCACCUCCGCACCCUCCUUUGCGGGUGAUGACUCCGAGGAGUCAGUGAUCCGCAGCCCCGACAGUCAGCCGGUCGCCGAGGAGCCCGACACAGCAGAGGGCGGUGCUGGCGCAGGUGGCGCGCCGCCCUCCACUCCUCGCGACGUGGGCGAUGACGUCGCGCCCGGUGUGAGUGAAGAGGAUGCUGUUGGUGCUGAGCCGCCGAGUGAGGAGGGCUUCAUUGAGGGCCAGACCACCAAUGGGACCAACGGCACCGACGGCCAGCCAUCCACCGGCGUUGGUGUGAGCGACGAGGAGGCCCCUGUGUCCGUCAUUUCUGACCCCGAUGGACCAGGAGCACCUGCCGAGGAGGAGGUCACCCUCCCGGAUGAGGCCGACUUCUCCGACACCCCUCAGGAAGGCGUCGAGCCCGGUGCAGCUCCGCCCACGGACGAGCAAGGACAACGUAAGUGAAGUGAGCACACGACACAGACAGACACCACACACCAAUGACCAGAAUGAUGUCUCGUUUGUGUUUUGCCUGGCGCUCUGUCAGAGAUCGGCAGCGGUCCCCUUGGUCCCUUCCCUGGUGGACGGCCAGCUGACGGCGGCGCCGGACCCGGAGAGGCUCCACCAGCUGGCGAGGCUCCAUCUGCUGUCGAGGGUCCACCUGCCCCCGAGGGUCCACCUGCCCCUGGUGGUGACGGCGGCGCAGGAGCUCCGCCACCAGCUGCAGCUGGGCCAGAAGGGCCUCCCGACGGCGCACCAGCUCCCCCUCCCGGAGCGCCUGAAGUGGAGCCAGGCCAGAACCGCACCGGCGGUGAGGCGCCCCCCGACCAGCAAGACCAGCCUCAAGAGGGAGACCAGCCGCAAGAGGGCGACCAGCCCGGUGAGCAACCAGCAAGUGGCGAGGACGGCACGCAGCCGGAUGGUGGAGAGGAACCCGGCUUGGGCGCAGGAGCGGGCGCAGGUGACGCAGAGGACGGGAUGGGCGUCCCUCCCCCGCUCCCGAAUGACACUGACGCGUCUCCCGGAUCUCCAGCCCCUGGUGACGAUAUGUUCGUGCCACCAGCUGAUGCCGGCGUUGGCCCCAUCACUGGCGAUGAAGGCGGCGCUGUCGCUGGACCACCGGCUGACCAACCGCGGGAAGGCGAGCCUCCUGCCGAGCAGCCGAGUGAAGGCGAGCCUCCUGCCGAGCAGCCGAGUGAGGGCGAGGCUCCAGCUCCCUCAGAAGGGGACGGUGACCGCACUGCGCCUGGCGAGGCACCUGAGGAGGAGGUCGUCACUGCGCCAAGUGGGGCUGGUGGCACUGGGCCGAGCGGCGAGGCACCAUCGGCAGAGGAGCCACCCGAAGGGCCCGCUGCUGCCCCGGAGGCUCCUGACCAGAACGACACGUCCGUCGACAUUCCUGAAGGUCAGAAUAAUGGGACCAUUACCGUCGAAUUCGACUUCCCAGACCAGACAGUGGCACCAGACGAUGACCACACAGACACAGGACGAGACGAGGAUGGGACAGUCAGCAGGGAGGAUGGGACAGCCAGCAGGGAGGGGCCAGACAGUGACAUUGAGAGUGAUACAAAUGAGCAACAGCCAGCAGCAGACGAGGAGGGAGGGGAGGGACAGCCGGCAGGCGGCGGAGGGGCCGUCACUGUCGAUGAUGAAUUUGACGUCUCUGAUCGUGACGAUGUGUCUCCCCCUGCAGAGUCCGACACAGCCGCCGAGGAGAGGGAGCCAGGUGCCGUGACACAGGUGGAGGACGCCGCCACGACGCCCACACCUCUCGAUAGCGAAGAGGGAGAGGAAGAGCAAGAGGACCAGGGCCUGGUGGCGCCGCCCCCUCUGGACGAGGAUGACGACGACAGCGUGUUGAUCAUCAUUGACGAGCCGGAUGACGGUGACGCCAUCGACGAGGGCGGGUCAGACGUCUCACCAGGUCAGAACAUCACCUCGGGAGGAGGCGGGUCGCCAGGCCAGUCAGACGAGAGCGAGCCAGACCAGCCGGCCCCGGACAGCGGGGACGGCACCACACCAGACAGCAGGGAUGGGACAAACAGCGGGCCGGUCCCGGAUGAUGAGGGCAUGAUCGCGCCUCCCGCACUCGAGCCUGAUGUUCCCUCAGAUGGUGACGGUGCCCCCGAAGGCGAGACCACCCCUUCGCCGCUCGACGAGGAGGAUGGCGUCGAAGCACCGCCCGUCAGCGAUGAGGAUGGAGACGGCGUCGACGACGUCGCGGCACCCCCCCGCACACAACCUGGUGAAGAAGACGAGCUCCAGGUGGUCAUGCCCCCUGAUGUGACGGGCCCAGGCAGAGUGGGUGGCGAACCGGCUGACGGCCCACCAGGUCAGGACAUAGCCCCGGGAGACGGGGCGGCUGUGCCAGGCCAGUCAGGCGAGGAAGAGCCAGACCAGCGAGACAGCCCAGCAGAGAGAGGGAAUGGGACAGACAGCGACAGCUCAGUGGGGGGCGGCGCGGUCGAUCAGCCAUCGGUCUCUAACGACACAGCCGACAUGAUCGUGCCUCCCCCACUCGAGCCUGAUGACGGUGGCGCCUUCGAUUCACGUGACGACGGCGCUGUGCCUGUCCUCUCAGAUGUUGACGGCCCACGUGGCGAGCAGGAAGGCGUGACCACCCCCGCACCCCUCGACGAGCAGCAGCAGCGGCAGCCAGGGGAGGAGGGCGUGGCGUCGCCAGGCCCCGGUGAGGAUGAGGAUGAAGGUGACAUGAUCAUCAUCGAUGAGCCCGAAGAAGGUCAGGAGAACAGAACUGCCGACGACGCACCCGGCCAGCCAGGCAUAGACGAGAUACGAGGUGGCGGGGGCCAGCCGACUGACAACUGGACAGACAGCCGAGAUGAGGCGCCCAGCGAGGACAGUGGGAAUGGGACAGUCAGCGAGCCAGACAGUGGGGAGGGGAAUAACGGCACCAGACAGCAGCCCCCCGUCGCUGGAGGAGACACUAAUGUCACUGACAUCACUGUCCCCCGUCCCGGCCCCCCUGUGUCUGUUGAUGGACCUACAGAUCGCACCGAGCCCGGCCCGCCAGGAGAUGAUGUCGAGGACGGCAGUGUCACGGCUCCUGAUGGCGUCAGCGUGACCACUCCUGGCGAUGAAGAAGAUGGUGUGGCGCCGCCCCUGCUGGGAGGUGAAGGGCCGUCUGCGCCAUCUGGGCCAUCGGCGCCGUCUGGACCAUCUGAAGAGGAGGGUGACGGUGAUGGUGAUGCAGGAGUGAUCGACUCCAACCGCACUGUCGGUGACGCCCCGUUGCAGGCAGGACAUGAGCGGUCGGGCGACGCUCUGUGCAAACUCAUCUGCUCCUCACAGGUGAGUGAGGGAACACACAACACUCACUCACACAGACAGACGGGGGGGAGGCCGAUAAAUAAAUGCGUCGCUCGCUCAUUGUCUGGCCUCUUCCCUCCCUCGUGUGUGUUGUGGUGUGUCGUUCAUGUGCAGGAGACCAGCACCUACUGCGCCCUGAUCAAGAAGGCAUCGGGCCUGCGGCUUCGGAGGAGCUUGCUCGGCUGGUCCUCCUCAGGAACGGGCCACUACCAGUCCGGCUCACAAUCGACAGGAGGCGAGUCGGAGAGGACGCCGUCGGACUCAGGUGGCGGCAGCGGCGAGAUCGGCACUGCUUUCGGCCCUGCUGUCGACGGCCGGAGUCGGCAACGGGUCAACAUGGAGGCUGACAACCUCUACGACCUGCUCUGCUCGGGAGGGCCUUUCACUGGUACGCCUGCAGGCAUGACGCGCUGCCCCUCCCUCCCUCCCUCCAUCCACCCACCCACCCACGGGUGCAUUGUGUGUGUGUUGGUCUGUGUGAACGACUGCAGUCUUCGCGCCCACGAACGCCGCUUUCGACGGCCUGGCGGACAUCCUCAUGAGGCGGCUCACCACAUCAAGCGCCAAUGACCUCGACACGGUGAGUGACGACGGACGGACGGAGGGAGAGGAAGGGCCUGCUUGACCCGGGAGCGAUGUGUGUGCUUGUGUGUACAUGUAUGGGUGGUGCAGUUGUUGCGCAAGAGCAUCUUCCAGGGUGAGUGGAACACGGCCGACUUCAACAGCACCCGUCUGCACGUCAAGAACCUCAACGGCCACGGCGAGAGCCUCCGCUACUUCCAGAUGGUCAUGCCCAGACGCGUGGCCCUCGGCAGGUCCUACACCGCCGCAGAGGACCACACCGUCAACAUCAUCGCGUCAAACGGCGUCAUCCACCUCAUCUCCAACGCAGAGCACCUCAAGCUCGCCUACCAUCUCAGGGACAGGCGGAGCGGCUCCUUGCGGGGCAGCAGAGGGGCAGCUGGCCAACAGCGAGGGGGCCCGUGCCGACGGACGAGGGCGAGAUCUCUCGAGGGCUCCUCAGCCUCAGCUGACGAUGACUGCUAG